AUGGCGAUUAAGAUAGAGGAUGAGAGUUGCAGAUCUAACCACCAAACUCUAGCAAUUGUUCAUGUGAUUAGCGACAAGAGGGGUAAAAAGAGGAUGGGUAAAUCGAUGAGUUGGACUAAGAAAUGGAAACAGAAAAAUUUCUUACCCUCCUCCUACUCCUACAAACAGAAAACCAAAGAGAGGAAAAUGGAGACUGGAGACGAAGUUAAAGUAUUAGGUUUGGAUCUAUCGACUGUGAAACGUGCAGGCAUCGCAGCCUACAAUCGCACUUCUACAGCCGUCACAAAAGUUGAUCAGGUGGUUAGAGUGGAUGGUAUUUAG
This is a messenger RNA of Lactuca saligna, 321 nucleotides long. Lineage: Eukaryota; Viridiplantae; Streptophyta; Magnoliopsida; Asterales; Asteraceae. The record is from the annotation of a GenBank genome assembly.